GGCACACACAGCUGGUGAGGAGCGCGCGCGCGCAGAGUCAGCAGAACAGCCGAGCAGUAGUUAAAGGGGACCGUUUUGUCCCGAUGGUUCAGUCAAAACCGCUCGGUUCUGUUGGUUAAUCCGCAGCUGGACUUGUCCGAAGGCUCCCAUAGAGAAGCAGAUUUUAUCUCUCCAUUACGUCCAAAGAUGGGCAAUGGUUCGAUGAAGUCGAAGCGUUACAAACCCACUGAAACCUCUGUUUCUGCCGCCAAUGGCCAAGCUCACAAAGAGCGAUGCAGCGCCCACAAAACAUCAUCGCUGGACUCCCUGAGGGCCCGAGUGGAUGAGCUGGAGCGAGAAGGAAAGAGGAAGGAUGAGGAACUAUGUGCCAAAGAGCAACAGAUCAAAGGUCUUCAGGAGCAACUGGCCAAGCAGACCCGGGUUCUGUCUGAGCUCAGCGAGGAACUCCAGAACAAGUGCAUCCAGCUUAACAAGCUGCAGGACGUGCUGAAGAGCGGGGCCCCGACUGGUCUGCCUUCAAGGCCACCUUCUGUCAAAGCCAGUGGAAAGAGCAGCCCCAAUCUGAGUGUCCGCAUCAAGGAGACCAUGAACAGAAGAAAAGGAGCUAAAGCCGGAGUGUCGGCAGAACCCACGUCGAGCAGUCUACCAAAGUUCUCCUUUGAGAAGGCUCGAGUACCGAAAGAUGUGAGUGUAAAGAAGCUGCUGACAGAUGCCCUGAUCAAGAACCAGUACCUGAGGAGGCUGGAACUGCAGCAGAUCAAAGACAUGGUGGAGUGCAUGUACGAGUGCACCUACCAGCAGGGAGAGUAUGUGAUCAAGCAGGGAGAACCUGGGAACCAUCUAUUUGUUCUAGCAGAUGGAAAGCUGGAGGUGUUUCAGCAGAACAAACUGCUUACAUCAAUAGCAGUGUGGACCACGUUUGGGGAGUUAGCCAUCCUGUACAACUGCACACGAACAGCAUCAGUCCGAGCUGUGAACAAAGUGAGGACGUGGGCUUUGGAUCGGGAAGCGUUCCAAAAUAUCAUGAGGAGGACGGCUGAGACACGACACGAGCAAUACCGCAACUUCCUCCGAAGUGUUUCACUCUUGGCUAAUCUACCCGAUGACAAGCUAAGCAAAAUAGUGGACUGCCUGGAGGUGGAGUACUAUGACAAAGGAGAAUAUGUCAUCCGGCAGGGAGAGGAGGGCAGUACCUUUUACAUCAUUGCUCAAGGAAAGGUGAAUGUGACCCAAAUCAACGAGGCCCACAAGUUGCCUCAGAUCAUCAACACGCUGCAGAAGGGGGACUACUUUGGAGAAAAAGCACUCAUAAGCGAUGAUGUCAGGUCAGCCAAUAUCAUCGCAGACGAGAACGGGUUGGAGUGCCUUGUAAUCGACAGAGAGACAUUUGAUCACACAGUGGGUAACUUCAAUGAGCUGCAGAAACACCUUGAAGGCUACGUGGCAACACUUGAUCAAGAUGAUAAGAAGAGAUAUACUAAGAAGUCUGUUUCCCGACACCAGAGUCAGCCGCUGUCUCCUGAUUUCGUCCAGCUGAAGGAAAUGGUGUCAGUAUUCUCUUCAUCCAGGCCCUUUGAUCACCUUGAAGUAAUUUCUACCCUGGGGGUUGGCGGGUUUGGACGCGUUCAACUGGUGAAGGUGAAGGGGGAGGACAUGACCUUUGCACUGAAGAUGAUCAAAAAGAAGCAUGUUGUGGACAACAGGCAGGAAGAACACAUCCACUCCGAGAGGAGAAUCCUCGCCGAGGCUCGCUCCUCUUUUAUUGUCAAGCUGUAUCGCACUUUCAGGGAUAACAAAUACGUGUACAUGCUUCUAGAGGCCUGUUUAGGUGGAGAGAUUUGGAGUCUCCUCAGAGACAGGGGGAGCUUCGAUGAGCCCACUGCCAAAUUCUGUGUCGGUUGUGUGACCGAGGCGUUUGAGUAUCUUCAUCGUAAAGGUGUCCUCUACAGAGAUUUAAAGCCUGAGAAUCUAAUGCUUGACUCAGAGGGAUACAUCAAACUGGUUGACUUUGGUUUUGCAAAAAAGAUAAGAUCCGGCCAGAAGACCUGGACUUUCUGUGGCACCCCUGAGUAUGUGGCCCCUGAAAUCAUCCUCAACAAGGGCCACAACUUUAGUGUGGACUUCUGGGCCCUUGGUAUCCUGGUGUUUGAGCUUCUAACUGGCAGUCCUCCAUUCUCAGGAAGUGACCAGAUGAUGACAUAUACAUUCAUACUGAAAGGAAUAGAGAAGAUGGACUUUCCAAAGAAGAUCACCAGAAGACCUGAGGACCUCAUUCGAAAGCUGUGCAGGAGGAACCCUGCAGAGCGACUAGGGAACCUUAAAAAUGGAAUAACUGAUAUCAAGAAACACAGGUGGUUUAAUGGAUUCAACUGGGACGGGCUAAAGGCGAGGACAUUACAGUCCCCACUAAAGAGAGAUCUCAGCGGACCGACUGACCACACUUACUUCGACAAGUAUCCUCCAGAUGAGGAAAGUCCUCCUGAUGAGCUUUCUGGUUGGGACAUGGACUUUUAAGGAUGUAUUUUUUGCGGUAACUUUUUUGUGUCUGUUUCCUAAACCUGACUGGACCUCUGACAGAUUUAAGACUGAUAUAUAUAAGCCUGACACUGUACUGGUGUUGUGUUUGUAAUUAACAGAAAUACCCAUGUUUAAAGUAGUUUUAAGCUUCUCCACAAUAUGCUGCAGGUAAACAUUACAGAGGUGAAUUGUGCUGAAGUCUAUGAAUCUAAUGAACAAUCUGAGCCUACAUUUUUAUUUUAGAAAUUAGUGCCACUAAUGUCUCAAUAAUUAAAUCAGUUUAUUUAGAUAAUGCCAAUUAGGUCCUUAGUUUUUUUAGAGGUCGUUCUGGGCUCUUCAAAAAAAGUUUUUGAUUAGAAAUUGAAACUCAUUUGAUCAUUCAUCAAAUCAUGAAAUGAUUCCCCACUUUUUCACGUUUUCUCCUGUUAGAUGCCGACUCGCACUUUGAUUCACUGGAAUCCCAUUGCCUUUCCUAACUCCAUGUCAAUGGCUAAUUUUCUCAGUUGUAAAUAACUAUAGAUUUAGGAAUGGUUUGUUGCUUUGUGCUGUCAGAGAUCUUCCUUUAAAGCUCUUUAUUAUUUUUACAUUAUACCCAAUAACAAGCUCUGGUGUGGAAAAGGGAAACUGAAGUAUGAAAUUAUAAUUUAACAUUUAUGACAAUGGUGAAGGUCGGUUUGGAUCGUUUAUUUUCUCUUAAUCAAAUCAACAUCUGAAAACUGUGUUUUUGUGUUUAUGCUGCCAUUAUAAAAGGUAUGAUGAUCUGAAAAGUAUAAUAGUUGCAAAAAAGUUCAAACACUAGAAAUCUGUAAGAGGUACUUUAAAGCACCAAGAUGUGUGUGGAAAUGUUGAAGG
This is a messenger RNA of Cyprinodon tularosa, 3369 nucleotides long. It is a transcript of the gene prkg2, whose product is annotated as protein kinase cGMP-dependent 2. NCBI's taxonomy places the organism in Eukaryota, Metazoa, Chordata, Actinopteri, Cyprinodontiformes, Cyprinodontidae. The transcript has 19 exons. Gene Ontology annotation, molecular function: cGMP-dependent protein kinase activity; ATP binding. The coding region runs from base 187 to 2514 and encodes 775 amino acids. The record is from RefSeq and is a predicted model, not a curated record. Gene Ontology annotation, biological process: protein phosphorylation.